CCGCGCCAUAUCUCUCUCUUUGAAUAUCGACAAAGCCGUAGUCUUCCCACUUCCCACUCACCUUGUCUACCCCAAGAUGCUUCUACCACUUGCAGAGAUACCUGUGAACGUCAUUGCUUCAAACCAACCAUCUCGAACCACUCGUCGACGCCCAACAGGGCCACCGCUGCGUCCACACAAUCACAAUAUCGCGCCAUCUUGUGCGGGUCCGGAGUAUCAUGACUCGCUCAUCGCGCCCGAGUAUAACUCAACCUUUUCAGAAGAGGACGAACAGUUGGUGUUCCCCCACCACUCUCACCUUCGUAGCUCUAUCCGCGAUGCUGAAGAUGCCGUCACGAGCGAGAUGAAUGGUCAUGCCUACGGCGAAAUCGAAGGCCUCAUCGAUAGCUUUCUCGGCGAUGACGCCACACUCAUCAACACGACCACCGAACGCAUAUACAGAGCCCUUGUCAAAAGCAAAGCCUAUGACCCCAAGGGAAAAAUUUGGAAGGGACUUCCGACGAAUCCCAAGAACGAGAAAAUCCUUUACACUCCACUCACGGCUCUUCUUAAUAAGAUACUCCUGUUAUGUCCUGAGGCAGCGUACGAGGUCUAUUGGCGCGAUGAGCAUGCAUCUCCUCCGAAAUCAGACUUCCAGGACCAGAGUCGGCCUGAUCUGAUUAACGCCACACGAGCCGCCCUCCUAUGGUGGCGAGCCGUCCAUAGUCUGAUCGAGGUCAAAAAGGAAGAGGACGACCCUGCCGCUUUACAGCUUUUGCGUUAUAUACGUUCAACGUUGAGAGAGCAACCCGAUCGGCGGUUCAUGUACGGCCUUGUGUUUGCGCGGCGCGCGCUGACUUUGUGGCACGUCGAUCGGAGCGGUAGUUUGGCAGCACCUCCAUUUGACAUUCACAAAGACGCGAAACAGUUCAUUCGUAUCAUCGUGGGAUUGCUCGUAAAGUCUCCGGAAUCACUGGGCUGGGACCCGACGAUGCUUCGGUUUGUCAUUGACGAAGAACACCCCAAGGGCCACGCUCUUCCGUCUUACGCUGUCAAGGACGCAAAACCCGCGUCUACCCCAUACCGGCGCAUGUGGAUCACCACCGUCGAUGCCCCAUCCUCCGCCGCUGUCUCCUCUCAUAAGUCAUCUACUGACGAAAAGACCGAUCCCACCUCGAACGUUAUACCGCAGGAUCGCUUCAUCUUGUAUACGGCACUGAGUCUGGCUCGAGCGGAAGUUCUUCGUGGACGGGCCACAAGGAUAUGGCUAGCUUGGAAGUACGAAGACAUGGAGAAAGAUCAGAAGGAUCGCAAGGUCUUUGUUUUCAAGGACGCUUGGCGAGAUGAGCGGCGAGGUCUUGAGGGAGAUUAUUAUCGUGAAGGUCCUGGAGUCGCGAAGGUUUACUCCCACAGCGUCGUGAGAAUCAACGGAAGACGAGACGAUACCCUAAACUUCAUUCGUAGAGGAGUCGAACCAUCUGGGGAUGCGUUACUGAUCGCAACCAAUCAGACCGACGGCCGAAAGUCUUUUGAAGCUUAUGAAAAUAAUCCAUUCAAACCAGAUCGGUAUCUUUUCCCAAGCAUCAUGCACGGCAAGGCUUCGGGCCCCUUGGAGGGAGAUAUUCUGGAGACGGUGAAGCAGAAGAGCGGACCUUACAAUCGCCUCCACACGCGCUUGAUUAUGGAGACGUAUGGACUACCACUUCCACGUUUUCGAUCUUUGACGGAAGUAGUUGGCACAUUACACGAUUCUAUCCAAGGUCAUGAGUUUCUUUGCUCGCAAGGUAUCUUGCACCGUGACAUCAGUCAGGGCAAUAUACUUAUCAUACCAGAACCUCAUACCGAGCGGGGCUUUCGUGGGGUGCUCAUUGAUCUCGACUUUGCCGUCCAAAUGAAGACUGAAAGACGGGCUACUAUUGGGGAUGAGCGGAGUGGUACAAGAGCGUUCAUGAGCGGCGAGCUUCUCGUAGAACGCGCGUACAAAUCUCUGAAGCUCACGUCGCAGUCCUCCUUCAAAUUCACAGCAGCGACCGCUGAGCUCGACCUUGAGGCGGAUCCCGAAGUUAACGUUGCGAUCAAACAUGAUAUCGUUCACGAUCUCGAAUCCUUUUUCUGGGUUCUGUGCUGGCUAUGCGUCUCGUACGAAGGCCCGUCCACUCGACGCACCCACGCUUGGGACAAGGACGAAGCCGUUACCGCCGACCUGAAAGGAGCUAUCCGGGCAAUCUUCGAGUCAACGGACGCCAGACUCCUCGCGAGUCAAAAGGCCUUGUUCCUCAUCAGUGCUCCAAAACAGUCGCAACUCAGGCAGUGGUGCGCGCCCUACUUCUGCCCCCUCCUCCCGCUCGUUGCCGGACUUCACAGUACACUCAAGGACGCUUAUGCCACGAGAACCUUCACCAACCUGCAUACCGAAUUUCUCGAACAGUUUGCUUUUGCGGAGACAAUGGGGCGAAUAACAACGUGGAACGACACCAAUCCAAAGUACCGUUCCCAGGAAGAAGCCGAAAUGGCCGCUCGUCAAUGCGAGCGAGAUGGUCCGUUAACCGAGGACAAUAGUCCUCCGGAGGUAUGGAAGCCGAAGGAGGAGAUAGAGAGAGACAUAGAAGCCCGCCGUAGAGAAUUCGAAAGUAGGGGAAACACUACCCCCGCAAAGCGUGCCGGACCUUCAUCCUCUGGCCCGGGUCAGAAACGCUCUGUGCGGUUCGAUGGCGAUGACUCGGCGGAGGACGCCUCUGCUGCAUCGAGCAGUAGUCUACCUAGGAUAACUUCGAAACGGCGGCGGGAAGCGGACGACGGCGUCGUUGAAGGUGAUGGCGCCCAUGCGUCAUCAUCCGCCACUGGUUCUCGCCACUCUACUCGUUCGAAAACCAAGGCAGCUCAAGACGGCCGUACUGCGACAGCUACUGGCUCUCGACCUGCGAAGGCGACGAAGCCGCGUUCCAAGAAGCGUGCCAGAAAGUAAACCAUAUCACCCACCGUGGGCAAUGCCCUGAUGUCUUUCUCAUACCUUGCUAUCCUUGUUUCCUCGCUUCGCUCCCAUCGCUAUUCGCCCACACUAUUCCAUCCGUGGUUUAGUAUCGCUAUCUCUCCCUGUCCUACAAUUGCUUUCUCAAGUACUCUUCUCGCUGAAAUCGUAUCGCACCGUCUCUGUAUAUCAAAUUGUUUUCAUUGCGUCGUUGACUGGUAUGCAAUAGUCAUUCU
This is a messenger RNA of Stereum hirsutum FP-91666 SS1, 3183 nucleotides long. RefSeq lists its product as uncharacterized. The coding region runs from base 77 to 2944 and encodes 955 amino acids. Gene Ontology annotation, biological process: protein phosphorylation. NCBI's taxonomy places the organism in Eukaryota, Fungi, Basidiomycota, Agaricomycetes, Russulales, Stereaceae. Gene Ontology annotation, molecular function: protein kinase activity. The transcript is spliced from 8 exons. The record is from RefSeq and is a predicted model, not a curated record.